AUGUUAAAUAUUUUUUUAUAUAUUAUUAAUUUAAACUUCCGUCUAAUUUUUUCUUUCUUUUUUUAAUAGAACGUUAUAUUAUAAAAAAUUAGUUUAUAAUAUUAUUUUAAACAUAUUUAACAAUAUUAUUUUUAAUAAGAUUUGAUCAAUAUAAAUGUAUCGAAAUAUAUGAAUCAAACUGUGAUAAGUGAAUAUUUCAAGUAUGUGAUUCAUUUUACGACUUUUUUAUAUCAAUAUUGAUUUAUAUUGGGAAAAUAAAGUAAGAUAAUACUUACGAAUGAAAAUAAAUUCAAAAUAAUUAAAUAAGUUAAUAAUAAUUUCUAUAAAUGACAUAAAUUUUAUUAAUUAGUAUAAUAUUAUUAUUAUUAUUUAAUGAUGGAUCAAAAACAUCGGGAAACGAUAGAUUUAUAUUGUAAAGAUAUUGUACCUAGAAUAAAUAUAAUUAAACUAUGGCCAAAGCUUCUCGAAAAUCAAAUUUUUAAUAGAGAUGAUGUAAAUAUUUUACGUUGGAAGAAAAAUCUUACAGAUAGAGCAAUUGUACAAGAUAUAUAUUUAACAAUAAAAACACGAGGACCUUUUGCAUUUCAUCGUUUUGUAACAAGUUUAAGACAAAGUGAUCAUGAUGAUUUAGCAGAUAUUUUAGAAGCUAAAAAAAUAUUUUCUAAUGAUAAUAUACAAAAAAAUAUUAAUUAUGAAACUAUGAAAGAUAACAAUAUAGAAGAAACAGCUUUUCCAGAAACAGUUCCAGUUAUAGAAGAAAUACAAGAUGACUUCUAUCGUAAUAUACAAGUAUCUGAAGUACCUUUACAAAUACAAGUACGAAAAGCCACAAAAUUUUUAGAUGAACCUGUAUAUGAAAAUGUUCAAACAUAUCCAAUGCGUAGAAAUCCUCGUGGAUUGGUUUUAAUAAUAACAAAUAUUGAUUAUAAACAUUCAGGCAAAGAACCUAGAAGUUCAGCAAAACAUGAUGAAUCAAAUUUAAAACAAUUAUUUGAUCAAAUGGGUUUUCAUGUUAUUUCCUAUUGUAAUUUAACUGGAGAGGAAUUAUUGGAAAAAAUAAAAAAAUUUUCUCAAUAUAAAGAAUUACGUAAUGUUGAUUCUUGUUUUAUUAUCAUUAGCAGCCAUGGUAAUAUUCAUCCCCAAUAUGAAAUCACAGAAAUAGUGGGUGUAGAUCGUAAUGAAGAAAAUGAAAUGCAGAAUUGCAAGACUGUUUUGUGUACAGAUAUUUUGGAUUAUUUUACUGCAGAAAAUUGUCCUCAUCUUGCAGGGAAACCAAAGAUUUUCAUUUUUCAAUUAUGUAGAGGAGACAAAAAGCAAAAAUCAGUAAAAAAACCCAGACAUACAACAGAUACAUCUAAUUUACAUACUUCUGAGGAAAUGAUGAGUUUUAAAACAAAUAAUAAAAAAACAAUGAGAAAUUAUGAAGACAUGCUUAUUGCACAUGCUACUCUUCCAGGAUAUGUUGCUUUUCGAGAUAAUAUAACUGGUAGUUGGUUCAUACAAAUUUUGUGUGAAGUAUUUAUGAAAUAUGCUCAUAAUACUCAUGUUCAGGAUUUACUAAAUAUGGUUGAUGAAAGAUUAAAAAUACAAAGAACGACUAGAGAAGAAUGUCAAACAUUAAUGGUAACAUCGAUAGGAUUUAAUAAACAUUGUUAUCUCAAUCCUGGUCUUUUUGAAGAACCAUGAUAUUUGCCAUUAAAUAAAACGCGCAAUGUAUAUAACAAUUAUUUUUUGUAUGUGUAUUGUCUAUCAUGAACUAUUAAAAAAAUCAGACAUAUUUUAUUUAUGAAAUAAAUUUGUGUUGUAUUACAUUUUCAUUACAUUUUAUAAAAUAUAUCAAGAAAUAUAUAUAAAUUUUUGUUUUUUUUUUCUAUACAUAUAAUGUAUCUAUAUAUGUCGCAUAAAAUAUUUUAAAUCUGUGUUAAAAUAAUCGUGGUAUUGUAAUGAUACGCACGACAAGAAAAAAUAAUAAUAUAAUAAACAAAUCAAGCUUUUGUAAAAAGAAAAACAAUAGAGGACAUAUUAGAAAAAUGAUCACGAUGACAAAAAACGGACUAACAUCCAAUUAAUACUUACAUUUGUAUAAAUACAAUAAUAACUUCAAUAUUUGCAUCAUUCGCAUACAACGAAAUUUAUUCGUAAUAAAAUAUAGUAUGUGUAAUAACGAUACGUAUUUUUAAAUGAACAGUUAUGUACACACACAUUUACAUUUAAUAUUAUUUAAAAUAAAAACAAUAAAAACAAAAGAAGAA
Messenger RNA from Apis cerana (Asiatic honeybee), 2252 nucleotides. RefSeq names its product Death regulator Nedd2-like caspase (gene Dronc). The record is from RefSeq and is a predicted model, not a curated record. Gene Ontology annotation, biological process: proteolysis; regulation of apoptotic process. Lineage: Eukaryota; Metazoa; Arthropoda; Insecta; Hymenoptera; Apidae. Gene Ontology annotation, molecular function: cysteine-type endopeptidase activity.